AUGACAGAAAGUGGAGCAUGUUGCACUUCACAACCAAUUCCUUCCUCUCCCAACUCAAAUCCUUUCAAGACUUGGCAAGAUGUUGUAGGAACUGACUCACAAUCUAGUGAAACAAACAUACCUGUGAACAAUAAUCCAAAUGAAGAGGGUAACACGCUCCCUCUUCCUAAUGGUGAUAUGUAUCAUACGGAAAUGGACUCACAAUUGACAGAAAGCGAUAUGCAACAAAGGACUAAAGAUCUUCGAAAGCAACUGAAACUUGACCUAGCUGAAUCAAACUCUGAUUCAAACUCUAGCCUUCCACCACCAAAGAGUUCUUGGUUAUUGCGGCUGUUUGAAUCAAAGCUAUUUGACAUGUCAAUAGCGAUUGCAUAUUUAUUCAAUUCCAAAGAACCUGGAGUUCUUACAUACCUUGGAAACAAACUAUUUGUGAGUAUUAUGAGGAUUGUUAUUCUGAGAUCAAAAUGGAUUGCAAUAAUUUACAACAAUCCUGUUUUGAUAUCUCAAUUCAGACACGGUUUGUAAUUUUGCUGUAAUUUAACUGUUAUUAUCUUGCAUGCACAAACUAUGAUAAUACUCUCCUUUGUGAGUAAGUCACCAUGCCAGUAGUUUGACCUGUUGUAAACAUUUACUCCAAAAUAGGAAAAUUUUUGGAAAAAACCUUUUUAGUCCUGCAGUAAUUGUUUUAACUUGAAAACGACAGACUUAAUGUAGAAUCUAGAGCAUAUUUUAAUAAGAUUAAGCUGAGAUUGAUAAAGUAAUAUUGAUUCAGAACCACCUUUAAUUUGUGUGACUUUCAGAUUUCUGAUUUAGCUGCCCCUCUUUAUUCCUGAUAACUCCUAGAGCCUUUUAAUUUUAUUAUACAGAGGUGCGAUUUAUUGUGAAUUUUCAGUUAGGUGUCAAAAGCAAUCUAAGAUUGCUUAGGUUCUUGCUGCAUCAAGGCUGGUGGUUUUUUCAUAAACUUAAUUCUUACCUCUUGGAAAAGUAGAUAUAGAGCUUAAACCAUUUGCAGCUUAGUCAUAGUGAAACAGUUUGUAUGUCUUCAGUUUGAGUUUGUUGUGGUUCCUUUUGAUAUUGGACUAAUUGGAGCAGUUAUUGAGUAGUUACAAUUACUUUGAUUUUGGUUUUAUAACAUCCAAUUGAUAUAUUCUCAAUUGAUAAUCUCUGGUAACAUUGUGUAGCUUCAUGAGAUAAAGAAGACAUAGCUUAAUAUUACAUACUGUUAGGUAUCACACAAGUGAUAGUGCUUUUUGAGCACACUGGUUGGUUAGCUUAGAAUGACAAGAAAGUAGACUUAAACUCCCAGCAGCCAAAGAGACAAAAUCAUGCAUCUGGAUUUAAAUCCUUUUUUUUUUUGGUAUUGACAGAUUUGAAUUAUAUAUUUGUUCACAAAUACAAUUAUUCACUUCAGUGUGCAUGAAAGUGGUAGAUACAUGAAUCUGUCUCAGGACUUUGCUUUGUAAACAUUCACCACUUAUCACCUCCUCCUUGAUGAACGAUUUUUAACUACAAUUUACAUUUUUUUUGAAAUCACACAUGUGAAGAUAGAGCAAUACACAAUCUCUUAAACAAUCUAUAACUGGGUAUGUCUUUAAGAACAAUUUUGUUUAUCUCCUAGACCUUUGAUGAUGAAGAUGUGAACUUUUAUUUGCCUCAGCUAAUGUAAGUUAUUGCUGUUUUGUGUAGUUUAUAGUUAUCACCCAAUAAAAAUCAUUGUUUUUUUUUGGUCCUGAAAUUUACCCAAAGGUUAAUUGCAUAGCCAAAAAUUUAUGGCGGAGAAUUAAUGUUCAAAAAAUUUCUUACAAUUUGAGUUUUGAAUUUGAGUUUCCUUUUUGUGUGAAUCUCUUGCUUACCUUUGACACUCAUGCUUAAAUCAAAAAGAUGACAAGAAGCUGUUUUUUAAUUUAUUAUGUGCUUAUGUGCUGUAUUAACUUAUUAUACAUUUCCUUUUACAACAGUAUUACAGUCAGCAUAUUCUAUAAUUACUUGGCUAAAAUAUUAUGUUUUAGUAACAUGUACAUCCAUGUGGAAGAAGUGUCAGAGGCCCUUCAUAGGUAUUUGGUGGAGAGAUGCAAAAGAAGCUUUGCCUUUGCUCUACAGGUAUGUGAGAUUAAUUAAACAGUUCACUUGUUUACAAUACAUUAACCAAUUUUUGUGGGUAUUUUUUAUGUAUAAUAUGUGUGAUUCAAACCCUGCACACACUUUGCCAAAGUAAAUUUUAUGACAGCGGCUCUUUGGUCACUGUUAUUGUCCUAAUCCACCAGCAACUGAAUGCAGCUUAAGAAUCUUUGAAUAUGUAUUCCUAUAAUUUGCAAUGCGUGCUAGAGUACUGGUUGGAAGUCUAACAGUUUGAUGGUGACAGGUAGCUGGCAUUAUCAUUAGGAAAGGCUUACUACUCAACAAACAAAUUUAUAUUUAUUGCUUUGUACACAACACUUUAUGGGUUGGACUAUCAAUUAUGGUAAUCUGUGGCAUGGAUUUUAGUAAAUUCACAGUAUAACUUGACAAUUCAUGCUCAAUGGAGUGAAGCUUUACAUGUAAAUUUAUGGUUUUUAAAAAUUCUCCAGGCUUCUUGGCUGUUAGAAGCUUACUGUGCUGAUGGAUGGCUACCAUCAAAAGAAUAUGCCAGAGGUGUCAAGCUACUACAAAUGAUUUUGGAUGAGCUCAGGCCAAGGUACACUUGCAUUUCAUAAAAUUCUCUUCUAUAACUGUAGAUUGAAUUCUGGUUGAGUAAUUUCAUAGUUCCUAACUGACAAAGUUAAAGUAAGGAAUGUUAAGGGAAUUAUUCAAGAAACAUUGUGAUAGGAUGAGUAUUUUGCUGCUUCAAAGGACAGUCUCUAUAAACAUUCUUGCCUAACAUUGAAAUAGAAUUUAAACAAAAGAAAGAAAGAAAAAUGUCCCAUGCAUUCAUACAUAAUUUUGCUGGUAGGUGAUUGAAAUCCAUUGCAGGUUGAAAAAGAAACAUUUUCUAUAGUGCAUUUAUUAAGUUAUGUAUGUAUUUAUAUAAUAUCUAUUUUACUUGUUACAGGUCACCCUUAAGUCCAUCUGGAGCUGCUGGUUCUCACACCUUACCUUUACCUGCUUCUCCAGGAGCCACAGGCUCAACAUUUACCACUCCACCAAAGAAAACUCACCAGAGAUCAAAAUCAGAUGCAACUGCUGCUAUAACAGCUUCUAGUCGUCUGAUGCAAGUUAGUGAUAAAUAGGAGGGGACUUGACAAUGAAAAUGAAUGAUUUAACAAAUAAAUGAAUUAAAGAGAUUGGAUUUUAGCAUGGGCAUCCUGACAAGGUGGAUUGUUGUCCACUGUUUACAACCUGUUGAAUUGGAAUUUGAAAUGUUGAAUUUUGUUGGUACAGAGAAAUUAGAAAUCUGAAAAAAAACCUUUUGAUAAGGAUGAGAAUUUACAGUGAACUCAGUUUCCAUGAAGCAUCAUGCUUAGGAUUGAAACCAAGGACAUUACAAGCUAAAUGCUCUCAUUGCAGUAUCAUCCCUGCCAAUCCUCUAGAAAUUGCAAACAAUUUUGCAUAUCCGUAAAAUACUGCACAAGGAACUCACAUUGACCUAAGAGUGACCAGCAUCUAAUUUCUCCUCACAGUAAUGCUAAACUAAAUCAUUCAUGAAGAUUACGAAAAUAACAGUAUGUAGAAUAGUAUGGAAAAUAUGGAUACUGAGGUUGGGGUGUAAAGGUUUACAUAUUUGCAGAUGUCUCACAGCUUGUCUUUUUUUUUUCAGUCAAAUGAAUAUGAAUCCCCAACUGGAGACCUGAGAUAUGGCCAUGCAUUUGAUAGCCGCUGUGCCAAACACUCGCCAGCAGUAUCUCCCAAUGCCUCAAGUCCUGUUCUUUCUGAGCUAGAUCGCACUCCAGAUUGUGGCUGCCAGGUUAGAAUUCUCUCUCGGUAUUCUUACAUCAUUUCAUACAAUCAUGCUUGUUUUCUUUUUUCUUUUUUUUUUUGACUUGUUUGCAGUUGAAAUAGCCAUUUGAUGAUUUGUCUUCUUCCUUUGUCCUUUUUUCAGUCCCCAAAGCUGGUAGCUCAAAGAGAGUUCAUAAGUGCAUUGAUUGCAGUAGGAAAGAGGCUCACUUCUUUGCCAACAAAAGAACUUAAGAGUGAGUUUGUUUAACCCUUUAAUACUAACAGUGACCAGCAUGUAAUUUCUCCUAACAGUUAUACUGUUGAGCUGUUCAUCAAGAUUAUGAGAGUAAAGGAAAUGAUCGCUAAUGUUAGAAGCUUUGAUUGUUAAACAGAUUCUCCUUGUCACUACCAAAGUAAAUGUAUAGAGAAGAAUGCAAAGAAUAUGGAUACUGAUGUUAGAGUAUAGAGAGUUAAGUACAGUGUAUGUAAAUUCUUACUGACAUGAUUACUUUCCUCUCUGACCCUUUCCAUAGCCUCUAGACUGUAUGCAGAGUUAUCACUCUUAAAUCUGAACUUGCCAGCCAAAGUGAGCUUACCAGUUCACAGUGGAAUUGGAAAUCAUUAUGUUGUCAGAAUACCACACACUGCGGCAGUGGUUCUAAACUCCAAAGAUAAGGUUAGCCAUCGUAGAGUGGGAUACUAACAGAUUCCUACCAGUGCUUAUAAGAUUAAUUAUUUUAUGGCAAGGUUGUUGUGAGGUAAAUCUGAACAUUCUGAUUGCUUCUUACUUGGGCGGGAUUUUGUCAUAAGGAUCAUUACCAUGGAAACAGUCAUAAGCUGUCAAUAUUUGUUCACUAAUGUAUGUUUAUAAUUAUUCACCAUGUUUGUUUUUAAUUGAUUUGAAUUAAUUGUAUCUCACAGAUUUGUAAAUGUAUCGAGACUUGUGAAAUGUAUCCUAAGAACUGUUUAUUAUUAUCAUUAUUAUUAGUAGUGGUAGUAGUAUUACUAUCAUCAUUUAAAGACACUUAGAGUGUCUUAACAAUCCGUCUGUUGUAUUGCAGGCUCCAUACAUGAUAUAUGUUGAGGUUUUGUGUACUUCAGGAAAUGGAGAUGAUCCAUUCCCAACAAAACAGUUCCAACCUACAUUACGACAAACAAGGUAACUCAGCAAUAAUAACAUUGUGCUGUACUUCAUUUGUAUUCAUUUGUACUUCAUUUAUAAACAUUCUAUUGUAAACAAACAUUCAGUUCUAAUUACUUUGUAAAAUAGAUGGUGUAAAUGUGGGUAUUUUAUAUCGGUAAGUGUUGUAAAAUUGCAUUAUGUACUCAAUAUGUUGUAAGCAGAAUAACCUGGAGUCUAGUGUAAGUACUGUGUAUGAAGUUAUUGUUAACGUAAGUUUCUUUUUUCUUUUUUCUUUCUUCCUUCUCAUAAAUAAAUAAUUAAUUAAAAAUAAUAAUUAUAAUUCCUUUGGGAGUGAGGAUGUGCAGUGGACUUCCCCUUGGACAUGUAGAAGUUAAUAGUUACUAUAUUAUCAUCAUCAUUUUACACUUUAUGUGCACUAUUGUUUUAGGAAAGCAAGAACAAUGUCAUACUAUUUCACUGUCAGCUCCAGUAUCACUAACAAUGGUGUUAUCUCCCAUGGCUUCUCUAUAUAACUGAUACAUAAAUUUUUUAAUAGUUUAUUACAACUGUUUUCGUUACAAUUGUCUGUGUUUCUUUCAGAGUCACUUUGACUUCAGCUGACCACCAGUAACACACACACGCGAUUCCUGAUUACUAAUAUUCUUCAAUUUUUUUUCUGUAGGUCUGAAGAACAUUUGCCAACUUACUGCCGGUCAGAAGUUUCCCAGUUUGCAGUGAGUAAUUGAUAAAUUCAGUUUGAUAACCUGUAUUAACAACUGCAUUGCUAAGUGGAGGUUGAGUGCCUGAGACAUUUGUGAGCUUCCACUAUUGGCAGCCAGUGCCUAGAUGGAGACUGCUCCAAUGGCUGGCAAAUUCUGGCAACCUAGCCAUGAGCCUCCAUGCAGGAAAGAGAAACAGGCACCCAUCAAACUGAAUAAAAAUUGAAAAGAGAGGGGGAAGGAGUAGGGAAAACUGCCUGGACGGUGAGCCCCCACUCAAAACAACACUGAAGUUCAUGCAAGAACGCCUCAAUCAAAUGGCACUUGGAAUUCUGAGGCAUGCGCAUAUGCAAAAACUGUAAACUUCUAGAGAAUGCUGUUGUUCUUUGUUGUUAACUCAGUCUUUUAAAUUGCAUUUGACUGCAUUUAUGUUGAAGGUCUUUCUGUCUUAGGAUCAUAUAAAAUGAUAAGUGCUACACCUGUUACACAUACCCACACCUGUUACUUCAAUCAUAGAGAAAACUGUUCAGAAAAUUAGAAAAGAGUGGUGUUCACUAUCUGAGUGAAAAUUUAACAAGAAUUUCAUUUUCUUUGUUGGUGCAAUAGAUAUCAUCUGGUGGUGACUCAGACGAUGAAUGCUGGUCUACUGUGAUAGAAGAUAAAACAAAUCAAGACUCAGAGGAUGUAAGUUUCUCUUUUUGAUUAUUUAUUAACCCUUUGACACCUAAACGUGAUUAGCAUCAAAUUUCUCAUCACAAUAUCAUCCCUGAAUCAAACAUUAAGGUCACGAGAAUAAAGGAAAUGAAAGUUGUGAGAAUAGAGGAGAUGAUCACCAACUAAAGCAGCUGUUGAUUGUUACACAAAUUCUCCUUGUCAGCCUCUUUUGAAAUGUAUAGAGAACAGUAUGGAGAAUAUGUAUACUGAUGUUAGUGUGUAAAGGGUUAACAACAUUUUUCUUUUGUUUCUCCUUUCCUUGGGUCUGUUUACCCAAUAUGUGUGUGAUUUGUUAAGAACAUCAGUGACACUUUUUUGUUCCUGCCACUUUUGAACAUCAUCUGUGAUCUUUUACUGAACAGGCGCACAGCAACAUGUAAUAUAUUUGUUUGUUAGAUAAUCCUUAACCCUUUAACUCCCAGAAGUGAUUAACAUGAAACUUUUCCCUGUAAUAUUCAUACAGUAUCCAGCAAACAGGUAAUGAGAAUAUUCAAACUUAUCAGGUUAAAGCUGCUAUCUUGAUCUAGCAACAAAGGGGAGAAUUAGCGAUUAGAUCUUGAGAGUUAAAGAGUAAAUAUUGCAUUGCGUAUCAUCGCUAAAGUUUUGCCCACGGUUAGCGCACGCAUUAUGAAAAAAUGACAGCUUUUUCAGGGAGCAUCCGAAUGCAGGUUCUCUCUCAGCAAAAUGACUUCAAGGUAGUUUAUUUAACGUAUCUGUUGCCAUUUGUAGGGCCCUUUUGUCGCUGCUGGGGACAUAAGACGAAGACUCUCAGAGUCUCUCAGUGCGCCUCAGGCCUUGUUCAAGAGAGACCCUGAAGAUCCUUCAGGUAACAAGUCGACAUGUUAUUUGAAAGUGCUCUGUUGUGCUUAUCCUUUUUUCUUCAUUUGCUGAUGUGUUUUAUUCGGCUUUGGUCUCAUUUUAGCCGCUGUCCUCAAGGAACCUUGGGAAGAGAAAGAGGCAAGGAUUCGAGAAGCAUCGCCUUAUGGUCACGUGCCUAAUUGGAAUAUCCUCUUUAACCCUUACCCCUAAGGUUAAGUGGCUUUUAAUUUCUCAUAAGAGUAUUUCCCUUCAAUCAAAUGUAAAGUUCACGAGAAUGCAGGGCAUCAUCGCCAAUUUAUGAAGCUCCUGAUUGUUGCACAAAUUCGCCUUGUAAGUACAAUAGAAAUUGUCAUGAGAACAACAUAAGUGUAAAGGGUUAAUGUCGGUGGAUACGGGUGCGUUUGGAACACAAUGUUCCAGAGUGCGCCAUUUUAGAUGUGUGAUAUCAUUCACGUUUUUUGUGAUUUAAGCGGAGAUUUCAAGUGCAAUUUAUUUUUACAAUUGUAACAAAUGGAGAAAUUCUUGGUGACAAGUUGGCAAUACCACUGUAUCUCCCCAAAUGGAAGGAACCCAACAGGUUGAAUUGCCACACGUUUUUCGGACAAUUUAUAAAACAACUAUGACAUACUAAGAGCCCUCCAAGAAAAACCAGAACUUCUUCAUAAUCACAGGGCUUUAAAAAUGAACAAGAAUACAAUGAAAUUCAAGAUGCAAACUUAAAUUACCGUUAAAAAACGAGGUAGCUUUUUUUUUUUUUAAACUCGAAUAAAGCGUGCGAAUUCUUAGAAAUUUUCUUGACUGUUACGUUCACAACUGUUACCGAUGAUCGUAAAGUGUGGCGAUGAUCUUCGGCAAGAACUUCUGGCCUAUCAACUGUUGCUGCAAUUCCAGGUUUGUUGUACACCGUUAUCGCUCGUUAUGCCGUCGUGGAAUUAUUUCAGUAUCGUUUAUUAUCUUAUACUGGAGUUUCUGUUGAUGAUGCAAGCGAAAGUUAGUACCCCCUCCCCCCGCCCCAAUCUUUAGUAUGAAGAGUAAAUGCAGUUGCCACACGUCGUGUGAACAUUGCAGUUUAGGUGGACGUGACUAGAAAAGGAUUGCAGUGAAUGUGAACUCUUUUUAAAUCCCUUGGACCCCUAAGAGUGAUUGGUAUGUAAUUUCUCCUUGCAAUAUCUCCCCUGGAUCACAAAUCAAGGUCGCAAGAAUAAAGGAAAUGAUCACCAACAAAUGAAGUUCUUGAUUGUUAAACAAAUUCUCCUAGUCAGCUUCUACGAAAAUGUUUGGAGAACAGUGUGGAGAAUAUGCAACCUGAUGUUAGGGUGUUAAGGGUUAAAACUAAGGAUGUCACAAUGGUUACGAGUGUUUUAGACUCCCUGAGAGGGUUUCUUUGCGAGUUACCGAGGAUCUUAAGGGUAGAGUUUCCAAAAGGUAUUUAAGUAGCAUUAAUGUAUCUCUUGGUGCAUGGAGGGUCUCCAUCAUUUACCAAGGGGUGAAGGAUAUCACUUAGUCAGCCUGACCCAGAAAUAUAUCUGUGACAGACUGUUGAGAUUGUUGCCAACUCUUCACACAACAGAGCAAUUGGGGUGUAGAGUUAAACUCUUGCAAAUAGUGUUAGAAUUCCGUUGCAAAAUUAAUAGUCUUCACUUCCCACAAUAAGAGUGCAAUUUGUCUCCUUACUGCAGGCCAUUUGGAAACAGGAAAGAGUUCCCUUGCGUCUUCGACCGUAAGUAGAACAUUACAACAUGUAAUUUCUCCUCACAGUACAACUGCUGAAUCAUUUAUUUGAGAUUAUGAGAAUAAAGGAAAUGAUCGCCAACUGAAGAACCUUUUUUUUUUGGUAAACAAAUUCUCCUCGUCAGCAACUUAGGAAAUGUAUAGAAAACGGUAUGGAGAUUGUGCAUACUGAUGUUAGGGUGUAAAGGGUUGAUGUUUUGUCUCGUAACUAGUCAGCACAUGAUGACUCUACUUCCCAGUUGACUAUAUUUUGUGCCCUUGUCAAGUCAUGGAACAUCUACGUUACGUUAUGUUUCAAAGGAUUGCGUUAAAUCUUUAAAACACUUCAUCUUUUCAAUGUUAGGUACGCUGUUAUGGUGACCUCGAGCGACAGUGGGCUUAUUGAACCUGUAGUGAACGCCGUGUCACUCCAUCAGAUCAAGAAAAACAGUCAGAUGUCACUCUUGAAAUACUUCAUCAAGGUACUUAAUUCUCACAGGCUCACAUAACUAUGAAAUUAAUCCUUUCACCUCCAAGAACCCAUUAGUAAUUAUUUUGAAUGUCUUUCAUACAGUUCUUUUGUUGUUAGUUUAGAUCACCUAAUAAUCCCUUAAUUGAUAUUUUUCUUUAUUUUCAUCUCGUCUGCUCGAUAUUGUGUUAGUAUUGUUAGGAGAAAUUAUGUCUUGGUCUCUCAUGGAAGUGAAGGGUUAAAGAAGUCUGGUGUCUUAAGUUGAAUCUUGGGUUCACACAUUAAACAUUUAAACUGGUCGAAAAAUGACGCCAUUGUCUCUCUGAUCCAGCUCAUUCAAUUCAAUUUCGCUAAAACAUGGUCUGUUGUAGGCGAAAUUUUUAAAUGAGAAAUCAUGCCCUGAAAAAAUUGUCGAUGAAAUUGAAACGCGAAAUAUUGACAUGGUGCGUUGAGCCUUAAAAAAGCAUCCGAAUUUAGCAAGGAAGAGAGGGGUUUUUCACCAUAGUAUCACGUCAAGUUUGAGAGUUCUAAAUUCCAAAACUUUAGCUAACAGGAGAAGCGUCAAUAAAGGUUCUUUUGAAAGUUAUCCCCAACUGGGGUUUUUGGAAACUGUAUAUCGCAAGUUUUCCAUCAAGGCAAGUGUACUUGUUGAGAAAAUAGGUGUUUACUAUCUAUUUUUGACAAGUGUCAAAGUUAUCUACACUUGCAGACAACCUUUGCCUCUCCUUACUUAAAAUCUGACACGUUAGUUGGUAGAAGGAAAGAGCUCUCGUGUUCCGUCAUUCAGAUUUUUUUUUGUGGGGGGGGGGGGGGGGGGAAAUUCACCAAAGACAACUUGCGAGUAUGAAUGCGGAUUUAUUCCCUUUAGAUUUGAUUUGUAGUGUUUGUGCAGAUGUUUCAAUUGAACUUUUAUUCCCCGUUUUUAGGAGCACGGAGAAGUGAACUCGGAAGAGUUCCUUAACGCUCAGCGAAAUUUUGUCCAAAGCUGUGCUGCUUACUGUUUGAUCUGUUACUUCAUGCAAGUUAAGGACAGGUGAUAACAAUAUGUUUUUGACUCUGAUGAUAACCUCCGCUCAGGUUGUCAAGCGUUAGUCACUACUACCGACAACAGUCCUUCUCAGAACCACACUUACCCCGACGAUCCGACUACACGAUCACAUCUCACCCCCGGGUUCAACAGUUAACUAUAAUGUGCUUUGCCUUCGUGGUCAAAUAACACUUAGGGGUGAUUUACAUCCGAUCUGAGAAGCUGUAUCUUGGUAUUUUUCAGAAUCUUGUAGGUAGUUAAUCUUCACCAUAAACCAAUGAGAAUAUUUCGGUAACUUCAGGGUUGUGCUCUAACAGAGCGCAGGUUCUACAUACACAGGCGACUGGCUUAUGUUUUGUGUGGCUGAUAAAACUUUGCCUUUAUGAAAGCUUUUAAGAGCUGAGUACCCCAGAUUUCUGAGACUUUACAGGUAUUUUUGGACCAUCCUUGGAGGUGUUAUUUUUUUUUAACUACGCAUCUUUUCCAUAGCUACAAUUUGGGCUCAUUCUAGACAGAACUCUCUUGCAAGUUGGAUGACCUAAAUAUUGUUUAUGUUUUAGGCACAAUGGCAACAUUUUAUUGGACGGAGAAGGCCAUAUUAUCCAUAUCGACUUUGGCUUCAUUCUUUCGUGUUCUCCUCGAAACUUAGGUUUCGAAAGUUCCCCCUUUAAACUCACGCACGAAUUUGUAGAGGUAACGUCAUUUUGUCCUUCCCAUUCUCGUUAUCUUUAUUUUGUGUUCUAGAUUGUAUUGAGUAAUAAACGAUUUCUGUUCCAUUUGAAGGUUAUGGGCGGAAUUGACAGCGACAUGUACAACUACUUCAAAAUUCUGAUGCUUCAGGGCUUCUUAGCCGCGCGAAAGAACAUGGACAAAUGUCUUCAGAUAGUGGAGAUCAUGCAAACAGGUACAUGAUUGGGUUUGCCCCUUUUCUCAUAAGAAUCUUAGCACCAGAGUUCGUAUAGAGUGUUGAAUUCUUGAAAGAGUACGGAAAUAUCAAAACUAAUUUUAAAGACGUGGGAAAAGUAUUGAUCCUUCGCGCGAGUCAGGAGGAAAAGCAAUGAUGCUAUUGUUUUUUUGUUUUUUUUUUCGCUGAGUGUUUUGAUUCGCGCGACGGAGUUCCCAACAAAACAGGGACUGCUCGUAGUCUAAACUCUUGUGGAGAAGGGGUUCUCUUGCAAGAGAAGUGGUUCAUUCCAAUUUGAGAUCUUUGUUGGCUAAACUGAUUUUAUGCAAAUUACCUUUACGAAAACUUUUUAUCUGUAUUGUCAGUUAAUUUGCAAUUUUGGGGCAAGCCCCUGACGUCUGCUAUUCUGCUCAGGUCAUGUCAUUGGGCUCACUCUAUAAAAUUAUAAUACUGAGUGGUCUUGAAAAAGUCUUGAAGGAGCUUUGAAUCUCCUUGUGAUAUUCUGUCUGCCUGAGCUAAGUAAGUAGUAUUCCUCAUCACAUAGGUUGAGGAAACCUUAUUGAGGCCAUCGGGGAGGACGUUGGGAGUGAGGCCUGGUACAGACUAUUAUCAAAUUCUGAUCUGCAUUUCGUGUUAUUGUACUCAGGUUCACAGCUUCCAUGUUUUAACCGAGGCUCGUCCACAGUCCCCGCAAUGAGAGAAAGAUUUCAUAUGAACCUAACAGAAGAACAGCUUGACACGUUUAUUAAUGAAUUAGUUGAGACUAGCAUGCACUCAUUGACUACUAAACUUUACGACGGUUUCCAAUACCUCACGAAUGGUAUUCUUUAACACGAGACUGGAUCGGCAGGCAAGAUGGCUAGUUUCUAAUAUGGUCAAAGAAGUGUACCACAAAUUUGCACCGAACAGGGAGAUACCCCCCCCCCCGACUGAACGUUCGACAGUUCUUUUAAUUAAGUUUUGAAAGCACAGGGUACAGAAUGUAACAAGCCAGGGAAGGUUUCGAGAACACUUCAACAAAUGAAGGAAAGUGUAUCAACUCAGAUGUAACAGUCAAUAUUGGGGUACAUUUGAUCAAUGCGCUGUAUGCUGAAAAGGCAGACGGGCUUGCAUUCAUCUUUUUUUCUCCUAACACUCGAAGGGAACCUACAGGUACCCAACAUAAUUGCAAAGGAUACGGGUUGGAUAUUUUCUUUUGUGAAGGAAAAGUCACUGGACAACGAAUUGGAUGGAAUAGCACCACGAACUUUUACCAGGAAAACGACAAUUUCUCAGUUAUUGAACUAAUGUUGUAGAUAAAGUUUAAUUCAGCUUUGUGCUCCUUCAAUUUAAAUGAUGAGCUUCUCCGCAACGUGUCCUCAUUAAUUUUUUUGGGGUCGUGCAACGAUUUGUCGUGUAUAAUUCGGCGAUGUUUGGUAAUUUUGACGUCGUUUCCACUUAAUUUGACUCUGAUGUUUUCUUCAAAUCCUUUACUAAAUUUGAAAAAUAUCAUCUAAGUAUUUUUAAAAGAAUUAAUAUAAUGACUGAAAAGAAACGGGUUUUAUGGGCUAACAAUGACAACCGUUGUGGGUGGUUAGUUCUAAUCGGCACCAGUAGGCCAUUUUUCAGUUGUGUGCUUAGUUGCCAAGCCUUUGAUUUGGAGUGAGGCUGAAGGUGACCUUAGUGUGAUAGAGACCAGUAUCUAGUUAGCAUGAUAACAAACAAAUUAAUUUGCAUUUGAAAAGCAGCAAGGUUUGUAUCGUAACAAGGUCGCCCUUAGCCUUAUUCCUGCUCAAAGGCUUGGCAACCAAGCACACAACUGUAAAAUGGACUAUUGUUAGUGUGAAAAGGAAAUGAAACAAGAUACAUGGACUCAGGAUAAAAUACUUGUAAAUGUAAUGAAAUUAUAAAUAAUUCGAGCUUCCUCAUUUUCAAAUCGCUGUAUAUUGUUACCUCUAGAAUUAUAGAUUCGGUUUUAUUUUAUUAUUAUUUUUCAAAAGGAAUACACUCUUCACUUUCAUAAACCUUUCAUCAUGGACCUCAAAAUGAAAGAUGAUGUGAUGUGGCUGGAUUCUUGAGAACUGCCUUAAGUUUAACCUUGACAGUUUUACUUAGAUCGUCGAAAUUGCUACUAUUUGAUUGCAGGCACACGUCUUGGUUUUCGUGCUUUUGUAAUGUCAAAAAAACUAUUGAUUAUCAUUUUGAUAUUUUUAACAAUUUGGUUAAUAAAAGGAGCUGUUCUUGCUCGCUUUUUCCCAC
Molecule: messenger RNA, 13575 nt
Organism: Pocillopora meandrina
Lineage: Eukaryota; Metazoa; Cnidaria; Anthozoa; Scleractinia; Pocilloporidae
Source: the annotation of a GenBank genome assembly